GCACUCUCCCGUCACUGCCCGUCACGAACUUGUCACUGUAGGCCGGCCAACGAGCACGUCCCGGUCACACCAGGAUCACAGCGCAUCCAGGACGGUACCACUGCCGUACCAGGAGAAAUACACAGAAUUUGCUGCCAGUUCACCAUGAUGGAAGCAGUGCCACCAGCCACUCCUCUUUCCAACAGCUCCAGACGACGGGCGAGAGAAAAUGAAACACCCAGCCAGAGAGUGAAGCGAGAAAAGGCUGCUGAGCGUCAGCGACGGAAACGCGAGCGAGAUAGGGCAAUAGGCCUAGGUCUCGUCGUUCUUCACCAGCAGCAACCAUCCGCAUCUCAACCUGCAGCAGCCCAGCAAUCCCAAUCCCAACCAGCACCAGCACCAGAGUUCGUCACCCACGAGAUGACCGCCGACGAAAUUGCUCGUCGCGAUCGCGUUCGCGCUGCAGCUAGAGAACGCCAACGAAAGCACCGUCAGCUUGUCAAACAACGCAAACUGCGCGAGCUCGGCUUGGACAUGGGCAACGAGCUCCUUCAGGGCAUGGAUGAAGUCCAAUACCGCGUGGAAGAGGAACAGUAUCAGCAGGUGCUCGGCGAGCUUUCGCAACAACAACCUGCAUUGGCGCCGCAUGAACCUCCAUUCCCGAACGGCCAGCAACACGGUGGCCAGACGUUUGCCACCACCCUUCUUCUGUCUUUCUCCUGCGCGCCAUUGCUUAAGCAACAUCUGCUACGGACUCUCAAUAUGUCGAACGAGGAGCUCGCGUCAUUUGAACCUAUCAUUGCCGACGCGUGGGAUCAGUGGAAUCACCAGCGUCAGUUACACUACGAGCAGCAGGCAGCAGCGGCAGCCAACGGUGGACCUCCCCCUCCACCCGCAUUUACCGUCGAUAUUGAGCAUAACACCUCUGUCUACCAGCAGCCUCCACCGCCGGCGGAUCCAACUAAUGAGUUCCGAGCACGGUUCCAUCGUUCUCUCAUUGCACCGUCCCCGUUUCAGACAUCAUCACAACCACCCAGCACUCCUGCAUCUGGAUCCGUUCCAGAUCAGAUCGACCCGCAUCUCGCCGCGCCUGGCACCAAAGAAGAGAGUUGAGUAUAUUUACAUUUCUCUGUUAAAUGAAUGGACAUGGUUGCGUUAUUCAUACGUGUAUAUCUUAAUUUUUCUUCAAUCCAUUCUGUAAACCAUGGUUGACAACAUCUUGUACUUUUUUUGAGAAACUUAAAAGAAUAGAGGUAGCAAG
Molecule: messenger RNA, 1240 nt
Organism: Guyanagaster necrorhizus
Lineage: Eukaryota; Fungi; Basidiomycota; Agaricomycetes; Agaricales; Physalacriaceae
Exons: 3
Coding region: 400-1092 (230 amino acids)
Source: RefSeq, a predicted model, not a curated record